AUGGGUCUCCCGGCGGCAGUUGGGGGAGUUCUCGACUCGGUUGAGCAAUGGGGUAUGAAGAGUGAGGAGGAGGGUGCGGCGGAUUGUGUGGUUGACCGGCGGUUGAAUGUCGGCGCUGGUCAGCGCUCUCAUAAUGUGGGUGAGGAUACGGCUGGCGCCAUUGCUGGUCGUAGAUCCCGUGGGGUGUCGGCAAUGCGUGAUGCGGUCCAUCCGAAGGGGGCAGCAUUCGUGGUUGAGGACCGGGUGGAGGAGGGUGGUGAAGGGGGUGAGAGGCGGGAUGAGGAUGAUGAUGAGGAUGAUGAGGAUGAGGAUGAGGAUGAGGAUGAGGAUGAGGAUGAGGAUGCGGUGGUGGCGGUCCGUACGGCGGAAGCGUCUUAA
Talaromyces rugulosus is the source of this 378-nucleotide messenger RNA. RefSeq lists its product as uncharacterized. The record is from RefSeq and is a predicted model, not a curated record. The transcript has a single exon. Bases 1 to 378 code for a protein of 125 amino acids. NCBI's taxonomy places the organism in Eukaryota, Fungi, Ascomycota, Eurotiomycetes, Eurotiales, Trichocomaceae.